Phytophthora nicotianae INRA-310 is the source of this 1224-nucleotide messenger RNA. RefSeq lists its product as hypothetical. The record is from RefSeq and is a predicted model, not a curated record. The transcript is spliced from 2 exons. Gene Ontology annotation, molecular function: protein binding. Gene Ontology annotation, biological process: proteasome-mediated ubiquitin-dependent protein catabolic process. Bases 66 to 635 code for a protein of 189 amino acids. NCBI's taxonomy places the organism in Eukaryota, Oomycota, Peronosporomycetes, Peronosporales, Peronosporaceae. Gene Ontology annotation, cellular component: nucleus; cytoplasm.
GAAAAAAAGAGCGCGACCCCAGUUCGGAUUUCGCGCCCAUAGCUUCAAGCUCGUAAUUGUUCACUAUGCGCCGCUACUCUCGCGAUAUCACGCUCGGCAGCUCUAGCCACCGCCUCGGCGCGGCAGCAGACGCGGGUUUCGACGGCACUCCGGCCAAUGAGCGUCGAUUCAAAACGAAACGCAGCUCUCGGCGACGCAUGCGGAUCUCCAAGGAGUGCGUCGCGCCCUUCAACUGUCUCGAGCUUUUCUGUUGUACUCACGCUAAGAUAUACUUUUCUAGGUCCAUGAACCGCCUGGUGAUGGACUAUCUCGUAGGCAAAGGCUACCGAGAAGUGGCCGAGGCCUUCUGGCGCGACUCGGGCACUAAACCCCACGUGGACUUGCAGUCGGUGCAGGAGCGUAUGCGCAUUCAGCAACUGUUGCUGAAGGGUCAGAUCCAGAAGGCACGCGGCAAACUGGCCAGUAUGGACCCCGAAUUCCUCGAGAAGAACAGCGGCAUGGAUUUCUUGCUGGCCAAACAGGAGCUCAUCGAGCUGAUCAAGGCCCACAACAUUGAAGAGGCUUUGCAAUUUGCCAUCAAGAAUCUGGCUCCGUUCGGCCAGAAGAGUGUGAGUGGAGGGCAAUGGAGAUGUUAGGGUGAAGUAUACGCAACUGACGCAGCGGGAAUGUUGAUGUAGCCCCAAUUCCUCCACGAAAUUGAACGGACGAUGUCCGUUAUCGCGUUCAAAAACCCGUCGGAGUCGCCACUUGGCCAUCUACUGGAGCAGGCUCAACGUCGCCGUGUGGCGGACGAGGUGAACUCGGCAAUCUUGCGCAGCCAAAAGCAAGAGCUCGGUAGGUUUUCGGAUACGGUGCAUUGCUGGAUGAAGUAUCUGGCGCACUCACGUGAUUGUGAUUGGCUUAAUAUCAUCGCAGAGCCUCUGCUGCCUUCGAUGGUCCAGCAAUUCCACUACAUGGAGGACCAACUGGAAGCCAAGCUCAAUCGCCGCUCGCACGGUAUUCGGAUUGAAGACUCGGCACACUAAGUCGGUAUUUCGUUCCAGGUUUGCCUGAGGGCUACUUUCGUACGGCUCCUGCACCCGCUGUGUGCAUUGCUCUAUUAUCGUCCGUUUCCAGUAUUUUUUGCAUUUGUUGCAUGUAAACUCGUCACAUGCUGAGCUUUGGCGAAGCCGCGCAGAAAUUCUCUAACAACAAAUAAUUUAUAAUUGCUCUGCAUCCUCAUCA